AUGUUCGUGCAGUUUUGCUGGUCCUCUAAGGUCGAUGCCCUGGUUCAGCAGACGGUCGCCACGUUCGGCUCGCUGCACCACUGCUUCAACAACGCCGGCAUCGAGGGCGGGAGAGCGCCGCUCCACGAGACGGCCCCCGGCGACUUCGAGCGGGUGAUGGCCGUGAACGCGGGCGGGGUGUUCAAUUGCAUGCGCGCGGAGAUCCGGCAGAUGCUGGCGCAGCUGAAGCUCAACCCGGUCGUCGUCGGCGCAUCCCCGAAGUCCCCGAAGGCGGUGGACACUGUGGGCCUGAGCAUCGUGAACACGAGUUCGACGGCUGGCCUGAGCGCCAUGGCCGAGUUCUCCCCGUACUGCGCCAGCAAGCACGCCGUGAUCGGCCUGACGCGCUGCGCUGCGAGGGAGUACGCCCCGUUCGGCAUCAGGGUGAACUGCGUCUGCCCCAGCACCACCGACACGCCCAUGGUCCAGAGGUUCUCGCAGAGCUGGCCCGACUGGCAGGACAGGCAGAACUCCAGCUUCCCCGCGGGCCGCAUCGGCACGCCCGAGGAGGUUGCGGAGGCCGUGCUGUGGCUCAGCUCGCCCAGGUGCCCGAUGGUGUGUGGAUCGUGCCUCACUAUCGACGGCGCUCUGACGGCGUAA
This is a messenger RNA of Prorocentrum cordatum, 639 nucleotides long. The record is from the annotation of a GenBank genome assembly. NCBI's taxonomy places the organism in Eukaryota, Dinophyceae, Prorocentrales, Prorocentraceae.